AUGAACCCUUUUACCGGCAGCCCGAAACCGACGGUUAGCUGGACGCUGCAGUCAAAGGGGGUGUUGUUUGCGGAUGCCGGGUUUAAUGCGCGGUUGGAGGCGUGUGGGGAUGCGGAGGUUAGGAAUCAUAGGGUUUAUGGGCCGGAGGGUAGGUGA
Molecule: messenger RNA, 156 nt
Organism: Plenodomus lingam JN3
Lineage: Eukaryota; Fungi; Ascomycota; Dothideomycetes; Pleosporales; Leptosphaeriaceae
Source: RefSeq, a predicted model, not a curated record